UUUCUAUUUGUAACAGUAUUGCAAAAUUGUUAUUACUUGCUGUGACCGCUCGGUGUCGGGUGUCGGUCGGGUGUAUCACUCGCCUAACCUAACGCUCGAAAUUCAUUGUUGAUUUGCGGCUAUAAACUUGUUACAAAAUUAUUAUUAACAUAUUUUCCGUUCAUUAAAGGCAUAGAAGUCCUUACGACGCUGACGAUAAAGUCGAUAAUCCUAUCUAUGUUGCGAAGUCAUUUUGUUUAUCGACGGUUAAAUUCCGUUGUAAUAACGAUAUGCAGACAACUUCAGUCAGUACGUGCUCAGACACGCGCCGGGGUGUUCGUGUCGCCCGAUCCCGCGCUCUCAUAUCAAUAAUUCAAAUUUAAAAAAACGUUACACAUACAUAACGAAUUAGUAUGACCUUUGAUUAAUUUGUCUCGAACAAUGCAUCAUUAGCCAGUGUCGAUCAGUGCUACAGUGCCAAGGCCGAACGCAGUUCACAAAAUGGAAGACGUGUAUACUAUUAAAGUCAAAACAAAGCCAGAUACGCGUAACUUGUAUCCGUCGGAGCGCCGCUACUCCGCCUCCACGGUGUCGGGGCUGGCCUGGGUCCACAUCGCGCUCUCCGCCACCUCGUUCCUGCUGGCGUGUCUGGCCUUGGUCAACCCGGACGAGGGAAAACAACCUAAUAACACAACAGAGUCCCUGAACUCAAUCAACGGCACAGCCAAUUCUUCGUUCGUCGCGGACAAUGGGUACAUGCUGGUGCUGGCGCCGAGCUUGCUCAGCGUGUUCGGCCUGGCGGCGGGCGUCGCCAGCAUCAUGGCGUCCGUGAAGUGGUACAUAGACCACAACAUCACCUGGCUAUUCAUAGCCUCGGUUAUGUCCACUGUAGUGUCCUUGGCAUCGUUUGUAAUGGUGGCGGUGUGGUUCGCCUCCACGUCUGAAGGAGAAAUAACAGACUUUUAUAAAGAUAAAGUACCUUUCAAAGAUUUCGUGGUCGUGAGACAGGCAGAUGUGUAUGAGCAUAACUCUUCACACGUUAUAGUGGCUUUAAACUCCACUAAGGUGAGCGAGGAGAGUCAAGGAUCACGAGUGUUCACGACGGGAGUACUCUCCAUCAACAUCCUCAUAGCCGCCUUCCUCGAAGUGCUUUGGUCGAUCCUGAGCGUCAAGAUAUCAUAUAGAGGCAUGCGAAACAAUUACAAAGACGACAGCAGCGAGCCAAGAGGAAAGUGCAUAUCUGUUGUCACCAAGAUAAAAGGAAACGAUCCUAAACACAUCCCUCGGAAUGGAAAAUUGCUGAAACCAAAACCGGACCUCAUAGAACAUUAUCCCAAUAAGAAGAUCAAAAAGAUAUACCUCGCUCAAGACGAAAACGGGUUCUAUUUGAAGAACCAAAACAACAAAGUGAAGCAAAACACGGAGACUAGCUCUGAGAUAUAUAAGGAGAGGAUGAUGAACUUCCUCAACCGCUGCGCCUCUCUCGAGGGCGUCUCCAACCCGGAGGCAACUCCGAGCGUUCACUCAGACGCACUGAACACUAUCCCGGAAGUUGCCAGCGCUGAAAUUAACCUAGAAAAUGAACGCAAAGCCACAACGAGCCCGCUCAGCUGGGGAGACACUCCCGACCACACCGUGUACAAUCAGAACACGCUGAACUUAGAAAAUAUAUUUAAUUUUACGAAGAAAGUGGAUGCGAAAAACGAAGAGCCAAGUGAAAACGACAAUCUGUAGGUAAUUAGCCGUGAAACAUGCGCCGCGACGUACUCGACUUACUCCCUCCGCGGGACUCGCCACUGCCUCACAGACAACUACUAGCUAUGUUAUUGUGUAUUGUACACACUCACUGGUAGGUAAGCGGUACGUGAUGCAUCUCCCUCUCAUCAUCAGCAAAUAGCGCGAUUACAGUAUUUUCUUUUUCUUAGACCAAUUCUGUAAUGAACUGUUCCGUGGUCUGAAAGUGCCACGACACGCCCGGAUAUAAACUAUGUUGGAAGAGUUCACGCUUCAGUUACUUGGUAUGACAAGUUUUCUACCAUAUGAGACACCAUCAUGAGACACAGCGAGUUACUCAAACGAGGCUAUAUAUUUAUUUUUAAUAGGCAGCUUGAGAUUUGUUGAUAAGUAUUGGAUAGUGCAUUGAGCUCCGGGCUCCAUACUGACAGUGUGAUCGUGAAAUGUCCGGCCUGCAUAGCACUGUUAAUGUCAGCUCAGCUAAUAUAUGUUACUAUUCCAGUUUCAAUAUAAUAACGGCAUUACGUGGAGUAUCAAUGCACUUUAUUUACAUGUUGUGUGAUGUUGGCAUAGUAAUGGCCGUUUUAAUUGUGUAAAUAAUCGAAUAUGUUAUUAGUGUAGUGAACAUAAUACUCUCUAUUACUUAUACGAACGUUAUAUAUCUGUUAGACCUAAGCCGGAACCUACGCAACUAUUCAUUUCCGUCUGUGUUCAUUGUCUAGUGUUUUGUUUUUCACUCGAUUCUUUAUAAUUUUCAAGCUAUUUAAUAGUUUCUGUACGAUAAUUAUUAAUUAUGGAUUCAACUUAUUGUACAUAUGUAUUAUCUUCUAAUGUUUUUAGAUAAUAAGUUGUAUGUUGUGUAUUUAGUGGUCUCCUAGUCGGGAGUAGUGGCCGCGCCGCUGGCACAUGAAACAGCCGCCGCCUAACACACUCGCGUCCCGGCGUGGGCUGGACGGCGUCUAUCAACCGCAAUGCAAAAUCUCUUUAUUCAUUUGUUUUACGAAUAAAGUGUAAAAUCCAUUUAUAAAUAUGAUGAAAUGGUAAAACUUUCAACAAGCAGGUGCGGUGUGUGUUCAGUAAACAUAAAUAUAGUACGUCACAGACCCUUUAUUUAGAAUCAUUGUAUGUAGCUUUAAAGUAACUUCAACCGUGCUUUAAGAUUGUAUGAAUAAAAAUAGAAUAUUUCGACUCAAUAGUUUUCCUGUGUAUUGUGAUAUACCUAUAUGACAUUUUUUUUAAGACACUACCUAGCUUUUUUGAACGAAGUUCCUUACGGCAGACGAGAAGGAGAUAGGGAUUUUGCUGCGCGACCGGACUGAAAACAUGUGAGACUAAAACUGUAAGAAAACAUAUAACAGAAGUGCUAUAGUCGCAUACACAAGCAAAUAGUGUACAAUACCUUUCUCUAUCUCCCUGUUUCUUUCUGUUCUCUCGUCUCGUCUCUUUUUGAUACUACUCCGCAUGAGUUUAAACUACUCAUGAAUUCAUGCACAAGUAACGCACAUGCGCAUAUUCAUGAAAUUAUUCUCUAAGCACGUGCUGAUACUUACAUUAUAAAUUCAUUUUACUCGUAAAUAAACACUUUUAUUUUCGUAGUGUUUUUAAAUUAUUUAUGUGAUUUUACAAUGUCGAAGAAAAAAAAGAGAAAUCAUGAAAAUAUAUAUAAAGUUACGCAAUAUUUUUUUUGCAAAUUGUGUUGCUUCCAUAUUAUCCGAAGGAACUUCGUCUCUACCGGGUGUUCCAUGACACACCUCUCUCUUUUAUUUUAAUAUACAUUUAUGUACAUAAAAUUUUACACCAUCAGUAUUGGAUUGAUAUUAAUAUAAUUUUUUUAAUAAAAAUAGUAAUGACGGCGCAUUCCACAUUUUAUUAAUUAUGUAAAAUUAUUAUUGUUUAAAAAUGUAUUCAAUGCUUUUAUGAUAGUUUUUAAGAUCGUUAGUGGGCAUCGCUACUGCGUUCUCACGUCAUGAUAAUGUAAGAACUUACAUUAAACAUUUCUACUUUCAUACCCAGUAGUCUUUUUUGCCCAUGUUGUACUCCAUCUCAUUUCCAACGGGGUUCUGCCCGCGCCCUCACGGUUGUUCUUGUACGGAGUGCUGUGUCCCUCGCCAGGUGGCCUGUCCGUUAGGGUCACUCGGAACCGUUGAGGAAUUAGCGUAAUAUUUAGUGAAGCCAUGUGACAUAUGUGAAACAAUGAAAGCGUGUUUCGAUAACUGUAAAAGAAUUACUAAGAAAUGCUUAUCACCUUUUAAUUCAAUAAUAAUGUACCGGUGUAUUUGUAAAGCAGUGUAAUUACAUAAGUAUUGUCGUUGGUCUUCGAAGUGUUAUAAUGAAUGUCAAUAAAAUGUAGUGUCGUCCGUGAGCCCAACUUUAAAAGAAUCCGUGACACAGACGCUACGAACUUCCUUACCGUGCAAAAACUAUUUAGUCAUAAAAACUGACGGAGAGUCGUUGAACUGAUCACAAAGAGACAGAGUGCGGUCGGUGCGGGAGUGCUCCCGACGAGCUGGGACCGGCACCAGUGUGCUUAGUGCGAGUUUUUUAACGUUUUCGAUAGCGUAAAAGUUAACUCAUAUUUGUAUGCAGUUGGAACAGCGCCCCUAGCGGCAAACGUACGCAAACCAUCCCAUUCCAUGUGCUAACUUUUACGCUAUCGGGAACGUUAAAAAACUCGCACUGAACACACAUGUCGACGCAGCCAUAGUUCAACUUAUUUCUGAAUAACACUAAUUGAGUGUUCGAGUCGAGCAAUAAUCUUAUUGAUUUAUUUAUUAGACAAACAAAACCUAUCUACAAAUUUUAUCUUGAUGUACAGUAUACAUAAAACAAAAUGGUCUCAAGUAAUCAACUAAUGCAUUACAGAGAAAUUUGAGAGUAAAUUAAGGAAUUCAAAAUUAAAUGCUAAGCGCUAUGAUGCUACUUGUUCACGUAUUGAGGGCGUCUUGUGAGUCCGUAUUGAUCUUUUUUUUUUUUUAUUACUUAGAUGGAUGGACGAGCUCACAGCCCACCUGAUGUUAAGUGGUUACUAGAGCCCAUAGACAUCUACAACGUAAAUGCGCGACCCAUCUUGAGAUAUAAGUUCUAAGGUCUCAAGUAUAGUUACAACGGCUGCCCCAUCAUUCAAGCCGAAACGCAUUACUGCUUCACGGCAGAAAUAGGCGUAGAAUGUAAUGAAAUUGCUUUCAUUCUCUUGCACAUUUCUGCCGCGACGAAGCGUUUCGGCUUGAUUAACGGCAGCGAGACGAUUAGGCGUUUGAUAAGUUAACUUUGAGUUGGGUGCGUGUGUGUUUGUGUCACGUGUCUAGGUAUAUAGUAGUUGCGCGAGCCACGACGAGCCCUUCACUUUGCCUCGUCCGUAACGCACAUGCCCUGUUUUCAUUCCUUUGUCGUUUAUACAAAACUGCCAAAUAAAAUAUUUACUGGAUUUGGUGAUAUUUUUGUUUGAACGAAGUAAAAGUAAACAUAGUAUUCCAGUAUUAUAGUCUAUACAUAUAAAUAAAAUUGGAGUGUUUGUUUGUAAUAUUAAAAUAACUGUUUUUUACUACUACAUGCAUAUGAAUAUAUAUACGGUACAUACACCAAAAUAAAAUUUUUUACAAUUUUUGUCUGUCUGUCUGUUUGUUCCGGCUAAUCUCUGGAACGGCUGGACUAAUUUUGAAGGAACUUUCACCGAUAGGUAGCUGAUGAUAUAAGGAGUAACUUAGGCUACUUUUUUUAGACUAGCUUCGUCCCGCGGCUUCACCCGCGGUACGACAAUAACCGCGGGUAACAUCGCGAGACUCAGCUAUCAAUAAUAAAAUGUUAUGUUUCCGAAGCGAAGCGAGGGCGGAUCGCUAGUAUUAAAUAUGAUUUCAUCUAUGUAAUCAAUGUACUCAAUUAAUUUAAAAAAUUCUAAUAACGCGCACUGGUAGACAAUAGAUACACUCCAUUCGUAUUGGUUAGUAAAUUAAACUUCAUUAGUUCAUGACGAGGCGACCUUUAAUACAAUGUCCAUCGCGUGUCGCUCGGCUGACGAGGCACGCGCUCGCGGCGGCCGCUGAUGCCGUUUAUUUAUUUGGGAAACAAACAGUACAAUACAAACAUAUAAUAUUUUAAAAAAUAUAGCUAAAUCAAUAAUCAAAUAUGUUUCCACAAUCAAAAUCACAUAUAAGUAGAAAAUGAACAGUGAAGAGAAAUUAGAAAUUUAAAUUACAAAAAAACAAAAGCGACACAAUACGCAUUAUAUUGUUGUCAUUUAAAAAGUAUAAAACUAUCACAUUACUUAAAUACAACAAUACCUUAACAAGAGUACUUAAAGGUCGGCGAACCUUAUUCCGGUUACGUGUAGAUAAUAUCUCCAGUAAUAUGUUGAAUAUCACGCAGCUUUUGAAAGCGCCUGUCAAAAAGUCACGAAUGAAAAUAAAAAAUUGCGUACAUAUUGGUUCCGUCGCGCGAUCGGAGUUUACAUGCUGUUGUUACUGAAUAUACAGUAGGCAAAGUAGAAAAUAAACACAUUUCAUAUUAUAUUGGAAGCAUGCACACACGUCUAUUUAUAUUUAUUACGAAUUGAUAUAAGUUUCGUGGUUAUCUGUGUACAGUAUUAUUUACCGGGAUCUUACUGGCAGUAGACUUACCUACUUACCUUAAGUGACAAUAGGACAUAAUAUACUUCGACAUUUAAGUAUUACCUGAGUGAAGAAGUUUAAUUGAAUAUAAACAAGGCUAUGGUUAACGCUUCAUUGUGCUUGCUACUCAGGGCCGGAUUUAAACUUAAUGCCGCUCCUGGGCACCGGAAAAAAUCCGCCCCAAUAAUGGAAUUUUACCUAAACUUAAAGUUUAUAAUAAUAUCUUUUAUUUUACAAAAUUAAAAUAACUAAUUUAUUGCGGAAACUUCAUCAUAUGUCAUAUAUUCCAAAAACAUAAAUAAAUAUUUGUUUUUUUUGUAAGAAUUAUAAAUUUUGACUAAGGGUGACUCAUAAUUAUAUUACAUCCAAAAAAAAACUAAUUAAAUUUCUAUAAUUACAGAAAAUAGAAAAACCUAUUAUUAUUUUAAAUCUCCAAGGAAAUAAAUUGAUUAAAUAAUUUUGAUUAUUAAUUUUUACCAAAAGUGCCAACAUUAUAUUUCACAAAUACUUAAUGGAUAAAUUGAAUUUCUUGAAUUAUCAAUUAAAAAGAAAAUUAUUAAUUAUUAGAAUUAAUUAAUUAUAUUGAGCAAUCUUGAUAAGACUAAAAAAAAAAUUUUUACUUUCAAAAUUUUGCCGCCCUGGGCACUUGCCCCGACUGCCCCUGCCCAAAUCGACUGUUAUGAAAUAAACUCUAAAAUAAGUCAUAUCAGCACAUGAGGUUUUGGUAAUAAUUACAAUAGUUUUUGUAGAGAAAGAACGUAAUAUUAUUAAUGUACCGAUUCCAUGUACCUACAUGAAGAAUUUAUGUUGUCAAUUCAAUAUUAUAAUACCAAUAUCUUGUUAAGACUAUUUUGAAACUAAAUCAUGACACUUUUAUGUAUGUUAUAUGUGAUGCAAUAAUUUGUAUGUAGAUUAAGCCUUUAUACGUAUUUUGUAAUAAAACAUUUGAGAUCGA
Bombyx mori (domestic silkworm) is the source of this 7272-nucleotide messenger RNA. RefSeq lists its product as uncharacterized. The record is from RefSeq and is a predicted model, not a curated record. The transcript has a single exon. NCBI's taxonomy places the organism in Eukaryota, Metazoa, Arthropoda, Insecta, Lepidoptera, Bombycidae. The coding region runs from base 481 to 1713 and encodes 410 amino acids.